AUGUAUGUUGAGUUAUUAUCUUCUGGUGGCCAUGAAUUUAUUAUAGAAAGAGAAAACACAGGAAUACCUGGAACAAUAAAGGCCAUGUUGAAUGGGCCAGGUCAGUUUGCUGAGAAUGCAAACAAAGAGGUCAAUUUAAGAGAGGUCCCUUCACAUGCGCUUUCAAUGUAUUUUUCCUACAAGGUCCAUAACAACAGUCCCACUGAGAUUCUCAAAUACCCAAUUGCACCUGAAAUUGUCCUGGAACUGCUGAUUGCUGCAAACUUCCUAGAUUGUUAA
Molecule: messenger RNA, 279 nt
Organism: Acomys russatus (golden spiny mouse)
Lineage: Eukaryota; Metazoa; Chordata; Mammalia; Rodentia; Muridae
Product: elongin-C-like
Biological process (GO): ubiquitin-dependent protein catabolic process
Cellular component (GO): elongin complex
Molecular function (GO): protein-macromolecule adaptor activity
Source: RefSeq, a predicted model, not a curated record